UUUAAAAACUUUAUUCUGCAUUACAUAAGCAAGAAGCCAAACAGCUAUCAGUGCUUAGGUUUUCUGAAGGGUUCCAGCCUUUGUGGUAAUUCUGGUCAAGCCCAGUUUCUGCAUUUUUCACAAUAACUGGCUAGGUCCAAGAGUGUCGAAAUUAGGUACUCUAGUGGUUAAGGCUAAUCUGGUCCUAAAUUCAGAAUUACUGGCAUGCAUAGUAUCCUGCCUUAAUAAUUUUUCUUUUUAAAGGCAAGGUUUCACUCUAUAGCUCAGGCUACACUGGACUUUACUAUGUAACACAAGCUGGCUCCAAACUCAAUUCUACUUCACCCUAUUAUGCUGGAAUUAACAGGCGUUGACCCUCACGCCCAAUUUUUGAAAUCACUUACAGAAAAAUAAAUACAAAGAGUAUAGGAAACAGAGGACUAGAACCCUGUGUCAAGUUAGUUAUAUAGACGCGGCACAUUGUUGCUAUGGUUACAGCUGCCACCCGAGCCAAUGGCGUAGAUCGUAGAUCCUGGAGGCCAAUGGUGUACGUUGUAACAACAGUCACCACAGGAAAGACGGCCUCUAGUCCCCACAGCGUGCGCAGUCUCCAUGGCUCCGGCCGGAUGCGAGCUUGUGCGUCCCCUGCUGAGCGUGGUUGCCAUGACAACACUGGUAGGCUGUAGCUGAGCGCCCCCAGCUAUUCUGCGCGCACUUAGGGCAAUCCUCGGCGGCAGCCCUAAGUCCACUUCAGGUCGAAGACGGACCUGCUCUUCCCGGGGUGCAUUUUCUGGAUCUUUCCGGCUUCCCGGUUCGCUCCUUCGCACAGGCUGGAGGGCUUUGGUGUGCCCGGCUGGGUCGCGUUUCGCCCUGGAGAGGCGUGCUUCUCUCUAGUUGACAUCCGGAGGUGACUGUCCCUGAAGGUCUCCAUAGUCGCAAAGGCCCCGGAAACUCAGCCGUCCCCUGCUCGUGAGCUGAGGGAAAGGACUGUGGGACCAGCUUCGUCACGCGCAGCCUUGCAUCCGGAUGAAGCUCUGCAGGCCAUUGGUAACAGCGGCAUCCGAGGUCAUCAAAAGCCCAAAUAAGGGAACCCAAAGAAAUGUGUCAAGAAGGCUUGUCUAGACUAGCUCUGAGCAGCCGCAGUAAACAGACCGAGUGCUCUCUGGGAGAGAGGAGGACACUAGCAGCAGCCCCAGAACUCAUGAACUCCAUGCUGGAGUCUCGAAGACACCCAAGCGGUAGCCUCCAGAAAGAAUUUCCCCAGCGUCAGAAUGAAGACGCAGAGCCUCAGAACUGCCUCUUGAGGGAAGUGGAAUGCAUAGCACAGAGGCUGGGGGCGUCCCUGGAGGAGAUCCAGAGGAGAACCAAGGAGCCCCAAGAGAAGGAGAGAGAACAGAGAAAGUUAGAUGAUGCACUUGAGAAUGCUCGACUGGAAACUGAAAAAUUGAAAAAUAUUCUAGUAAAACUGAAAGAAAGUGAUGCAACUGACUUACAGAAAGCAAGAGAACAUAACCAGAGGCUAGACGAGGAAAUUCUGGCUUUGAGAAACCGGGUGCGAUCGCUUGACUCUGAGAAAAAGGUGCUUGGAGAAAUGAUAUUGAAAAUGAGCCAAGAAAAUAUUAAAGUGUUUGACAGUGACUUGUCAGAAGACCGAGAGAAGCAACAGCAACUGGCGUCUGCUUUUGUUACUGUUCAGAAGUCCUUGAGAGUGGAUAGUGAGGAAUUCCAAAAAUCAAAGUCAGAACUCCUGUGCCUUUAUAAGGAAAUUCAAAGUCUUCCAAGGCCUGAGGGCAGAGAGCAGUUUUUAAUAGCAUAUAACCUGCUACAAAGAGAGAAUUCUGAAUUAGAAGCCAAGGUCUCAAAGUUUUCACAAGAAUUGCAACAGUUAGAACAUUGCUCUGUAGGGGACAGAACUGCCAAUUUAAUGACAAGUGACGGCCACGGUGAAGAUCUGGUGUCUAAAGUGCCACUUUUGGAAGGAGAGGUUCUAAGCCCAAGUGAAGAAGGACAGGCACCCUGUUCUGAAUUAGGAGAAAGUAAGCAGGAGGAAAUGCCAGAGGAGUCAGUGAAGGCGGCCACUUUUCCAAGAGAGAGGCAGGAGGAGCCCCAGCAGAAUCGAGACUCGGGAGGCCCUGAACAGCUGUUGGCCAUGGAGCCCAGAGAAGUUGGGAGGCUUGGAGAAGAGCUGAGCCUCCAGUCUCAGAGCUGUGGGGAUAGUUCAGAUGACAGUAGCACCCAGUACCUAACGUCUGGAGAGAGAGCGAACUACCAGCAUCAAGGGGAAGUGCAGCAACUGCGCCAGAAGCUGCACCGCCUCCAGGUCCUGUGCAGCUCAGCCGAAAAGGAGCUGCGGUAUGAGCGCGGCAGGAGCCUGGACUUCAAACAGCACAACAGUCUGCUUCAGGAGGAGAAUGUCAAGAUCAAAAUCGAACUCAAGCAAGCCCAGGAGAAGUUGCUAGACAACGCCAGGAUGCACUCCUCACUCACGGCAGAGUGGAAGCACUGUCAGCAGAGAGUCAAGGAGCUGGAACUGGAGGGACUCAAGCAGGCUCGGAGCAUCAAAUCCCAGCAGAGCCUUCAGGAGAAGCUGGCUUGGGAGAAAUCCAAAGUGGCCGAUGCUCAGGAAAAGAUUUUGGACCUGCAGCAGAAACUAGACCAUGCUGGACAAGUCUGCCUUUCAGAUGCUUGUGUUUUGCUUAAGAAGCAACUAGAGGAGGAGAUCAAGGAAGCGAAGAGCAGUGAGGCUAGGCUGCAGCAGCAGUUGCAGGAGGAGCAGCAGAGGAGGGUACUCCUGGACCAGGACGUGAAUGAGCUCCAGAGGCAAGUGAGGACCUUGCAGGAUAAGGAGGACCAGCGGGAAGCAGCCCAUUCCCAGCAGCGAGAGACUCUAAGCCAACAACUGGAAAGUGAGAAGAGGAAGUGUGAGGAGUAUGUCAAGAGCAACCAGGAACUGUCAGAGAAGCUGUCCAGGCUACAACAAGAAAAGGAAGCUCUGUGGCAAGAGCACGGACAGUUUUUGGAGCAACUUGGUGAGCACGUGAGAAACUACAAAGACAAACACCACUGCCACAAAGUCAAGCUGCAAAAGGUCAAGGACCGUCUAACUCAUGAGCUAGAAAUACGAAAUAAGAGGAUUAAAGAGCUCGAAGAUGAAGUUGGGAAACUGCGACAAAAAAUUGAAAUGGAGAAGGCAUUCCAGGACCAGAUCAUGACCCAAAAUGACAUCCUCCUCCUGGAAAAGAGGAAGCUUCUAGAACAAGUCACAAAUCAAGAAGAACUGAUCUGCAGCAAUAAAUCCACAAUCUCUGCAAUCCAGAGCAAGGUGUUUUUACUGGAUAAAGGAAAUCAGCAGUUGCAGGAAAACUGCGUCCGGCUCAUGCAGCACAUCAAUCUCUUAGAACGCAUUAUAAGGAGCAUCCAGAUUCGCAGAACGGAAGAAACAAUGAUCAGUGACACUGCUGCUUUUGAAAUACUCAGGAAAAUGCUCCCUUUGCAGAGCGCCAGGGCCUUUCUCAGUGUCUCAGGAACAGGUUUGGUACUGUCAGCUGAGAAUCUCCAGGAGACUGAGCUACAUAAAUCAGAAGGGACAACAGCGGUCGUCAAGUCCCCCGAGCCUCUUUCAUGUUCACAGAAUUCAGAAAGUGGAUACAUAAAUGUGACUUCUCUGAAAGAGACACACAGCAUGCAGGAGGACCAAAAGCCAGGACUAUGACAUCACUGGUGUCUAAAACAAUCCUGACUGAACCUCCUAACUCAGAGCACGGAUAGAAAAGGUGCACAUUGACCUGGAAAAGCCUCACAGAACCCCCGGGACAGCAGCAAGGGGUCUUCAAAAUUGCUGAUCGAACAGUCAUUAAAAACUUUCUAAAAACAGA
This is a messenger RNA of Peromyscus californicus insignis, 3854 nucleotides long. RefSeq names its product coiled-coil domain containing 30 (gene Ccdc30). NCBI's taxonomy places the organism in Eukaryota, Metazoa, Chordata, Mammalia, Rodentia, Cricetidae. The record is from RefSeq and is a predicted model, not a curated record. Bases 1079 to 3691 code for a protein of 870 amino acids. The transcript is spliced from 19 exons.